Molecule: messenger RNA, 1048 nt
Organism: Vicia villosa (hairy vetch)
Lineage: Eukaryota; Viridiplantae; Streptophyta; Magnoliopsida; Fabales; Fabaceae
Exons: 2
Coding region: 145-789 (214 amino acids)
Source: RefSeq, a predicted model, not a curated record
UUAAUUCCACCUUUUUUUUUCUAUCACACAUUUCAAUAAAAUAUUCGUAUUCCACUAACGACUCUUUUUGGUUGUUGAAAUUAAAACAAUAAUGUAAUAACCAGUGCUAUCUCAGCUAUCUCAAAUUCAUCUUUAACGCUCAAAAUGGGUCUUCAAAUUCCACAUGACCACAAGGUUGAAGAUGUUGACCGACCGAUCUGUACAAACGUGGAUUUAUCUCACCACAAAACAGAUGAUGAGCAUGUGCUUUUAGUGAUUCCUGAUAACCUUCCCGUUGAAUUUAAAUUCUCGAGUGAUUUGAACAAAUUGUCCUCCCAGCCGGAUGAUAAUGAAUCAUAUAUUGCUCCUCGCUUGCAUAAAUUCAUUUCAGAACAAGACUUACGCAAGGAAAUUCUACGACGCUGUUCUUCUUUUUUAGUCUCAACUGUUGUUUCUAUGGCUCUUUUCUACAAUAUAGGGAGUAGUUUAUUACCACAUCAUAAACAACAUAUUCACCGCCUUUCCAUAUGGAUGUCCUUUCUAGGGUUGUUGGGUUUUAUGGUCUUUGUUUGUGCUGUGGCAGUAAUGAUUCUUGUUGGUGGAGUAUUCACUUGUAUGCAGAAAGCUAUGCUUAUCGUUUUGCUUCUUUGGAUGCAUAUUCAAUCUGCUAACUCAAUCAUUGAAGUUUGCGUUAUAUUACUCGCUGGAUUUUUCAUGGCGUGGUAUGCUUUUUGGAAAAGGGACUCACCAAAUAAUGAAAGUGAUCUCAAAUCAUCCAAUAUGCUAACGAGUUGUCAGCUCAAACAAUAAAAUGAAUGUGUGUUUGUGUUUUCUUUUUGAUACAAAGGUGUUGUGUUUCUUCUAGAAUUUGUGUUUGUAAUUUGCAGCUCAUCAUCUUGUGAUAAAAUCAGCUGUGAUGUUUUGUUGGAUUUUACUUUCCAUUGAUACUUGUAUUGUAUUGGCUACUAAAAUUUAACUUUGCUAAUUUUCUAAUUCAUAUCAUCAUAUGGAUUGGCAAAAUUGGCACUUUCAUAAUACUAUAGUAUAUAUUACAACUUUGUCUGCUUAA